ACUUACUAAUUACAAUCUCACCUAGGAUUACAUCUAAAAAUUAGUAAUUUUUUAAAUUUCCUGCAUGCUUUACUCCGCCACUGCAUUAACCGAAUAAAAAUAAUUAAGUUAAAUGAAACAACUCGAGCGCGUGUUGUCUCCCGACAAAAUUCACAAUUCCUAAAAUUGGCCAAAGUUAUGGAUCGUGACAACACGUCGACAAGGGAAACCAAUCCCAGAGAAACAGCUAACAUCUUCUCGUUUUUGUCAUUUUUCUACUCCCUUGAACUUUUUCAAAAAGGUUACUCAAAAAGUCUAGAAAUGGAUGAUGUCUACGAAGUCGUGAGUGACUGUCGCGCGAAAGAAUUGGGAGAUCGUCUUGAGAAACAGUGGAGGAUUGAGGAAAACAAAAGGAGAAAACCGUCAGUGUGUCGAGCUCUUUGGGCCUGUUUUGGCAAAACUUUUAUUUUGUUGGGAUUAAUACAGUUUGCUUCUACUGUUGUCAAAACAAUUUGGUCACCGAAAGCUUUAUCAAAACUGAUCUCGUAUUUCAAUCCUGGACAAACUGAUUUGACCAAACAAGAUGCCUACUACUACGCCUGCAUGGUCAUUACUUUGAGUUUGGUUGAUUUAAUUGUUAAAAGUAAUUAUAGACUAGCAGCAGCCCAACUAGCAGUUGGAAUUAAGGCAGCAGUUUCGUCACUUUUGUACAGAAAAUCGCUAAAAUUGAGUAAUGAAUCUUUGUCGGAGAUAACGGCCGGAAAAAUCACAACAAUUACAAGUAAAGAUUUAGAAAUUAUUGAAACUGUUACAAGAGAGGGAAAUGAUGUUUGGAUAGCUCUUCUACAAACUGGUCUCAUUUGCUAUUUGAUUUAUUACCAAAUCGGAAUCGCAUCGUUUGCUGGAAUUACUUUUUUCUUUGUCGUGUUGCCCAUUCAAGCACUUCUUGGAAAAAUGGCAUACAAUUUAAAACUGAAAUGUAGCAGAAAAUGUGAUGAAAGGCUCGAAUUUUUGAAAGAAGUUAUGUCAGCAAUAAAAAUUAUCAAAAUGUACACUUGGGAAACAUUUUUUGAAACGAAAAUUAACAAUGCAAGAAAGGAAGAACUGAAAGAACUUUACAAACUCUAUUACACCAAAGUAUGGAUUUUAAUAAUUGGAAACAUCUCCACAAAACUUGCAUUUUUCAUUUUUCUCAUCACUUACAUUUGGUUUGGUAACGACGUAUCAGCUGAAGUGGUUUACUACAUCGCUAGUUGUUUCAAAGACCUUGAAUUGUCACUCAAUAGGACAAUUCCUUUUGGAAUUUCCCAAAUUGCCGAAAUGUUUGCUACUACUAAAAGAAUUGAAAGUGUUCUUAAAAGUAAAGAACUUGGACCAGUCCUGGAAUAUAUUGAGUGCACAGAACCUGAAAUAAUUCUAGAUGAAAUCACUGUCAAAAUAAAAGACAAAACGGUGUUAAAAAACGUUUCAUUGACUCUUCAUUCAGGCCUUCAUGUCGUUUUGGGUCCAGUAGGUAGUGGCAAAACGACAUUUUUGAAAACAAUCCUUAGAGAAACUGGAUUCAGUGGCGAGAUUCGAGUUUUUGGGAAAAUCUCUUUCGCGUCACAAGAACCUUGGCUUUUUCCGUCAACAAUCAAAAAUAAUAUUCUCUUUGGAGAAAAAUAUUUCCCCGAGCGUUAUACUAAAAUUUUAAAAAUUUGUAACCUAAACCACGACUUGAACUUGCUUCCGGAAGGAGAUGACACUCUUAUUGGAGACCGUGGUUUAAAUUUGAGUAAAGGUCAACAAGCUCGAGUAAAUCUAGCCAGAGCUUUGUACAGAGAAAGCGAUAUUUAUCUCUUGGAUGACUGUUUGGCGGCUUUAGAUGCCCAUGUAAGUGACAGCAUUUUUCAACAAUGUAUUUGCAAGUUUCUGAAAAACAAAAUUUGCAUUUUUGUGACCAAUAAUUCAGAUUAUAGUCCAAGUGCCGACAAUAUAAUUGUGCUAGAAAGUGGUUCGGCCAAAAUUGAGAAGAAAAUAAAACUGGAAGAGAAAAUAUUUGAGCUUAAAGCUCAUAAUAAAAAUAACAAAAGUGAAAAAAAUCAAGUCGAAAUAAAAAGUCUCAAAAAUACGAUCUAUCAUGAAGAGAAAAAAUCUGGAAAAGUGCCUUUACGUGACUAUCACCAAUACGUAAUUUAUGGCGGCGGUUUAUUUAUAUUUUGUCUUUUGAUCGGUCUUUUUGUGGCAACCCAAUUAACGGCUAGUUAUAGCGAAAAAAUUCUAAGUGAAUGGGUUACUUUGCAACAAAAUUUUACCAAUUACAAAAAAUUUGAAACCAAAUCUCUCUCCAGCGAAAGAAACAAUUUGUUGAUCAUUUAUGUGACCGCAGUUAUAUUUUCAAUUCUGUUAUCAUUGAUUCGCUCAUUUGCAUUCUUUUUCUUUACCAAAAAAGCUUCGUUCAAUAUACACAAAGCAAUGGUGUACAAUAUUCUAAACAGUACCAUGCAAUUCUUCGAUUCACAUUUAAUCGGAAAUGUUUUGAAUCGAUUUUCUAAGGAUUUUGCAACUGUUGAUGAAACUAUUCCAUUUGUCGUAAUUGAAUGCAUAAUAAUCAUUUUUGAAGUCGUCGGUUCUAUAAUUCUCUUAACAACAGUCCAUUACAUUUUCUUCUUAGAGGCUUUUAUCGUUUUGUUUGUGGCUUGUGUAGUCAAACAGUAUUGCCAACCUGCUGGACGCAAUAUGGAAAGAGUUCAUGUUUCAGCAAGAAGUCCUAUUAUUGGUCACAUGAGCACCAGUCUUGAAGGGUUAACGACAAUUAGAGCAAGCAAUGCCCAAGACGUUGUCAUAAAAGAGUUUGAAAGGCAUCAGGAUUUGUUUUCGUCAGCUUAUCUUAUGGUUGUUACAAUAUUCAGAGCUCUAAAUUUUUUCAUGGAGUUGGUGUGUGUUGCUUUUUUUGGUAUUGUGGUUCUACAAUUUUUGGUUACUGAUUUAGAUGCGAGUGUUGGUGAUGUGGGGCUUGUAAUGACUCAGUCUUUGGCCACUGUUACCACAUUUACAAUAGCUAUCAUCAACAUAGCAGAUUGUGAAAAUUUGAUGAUUUCAGUUGAACGAGUUUUAGAAUACACCAAACUUCAAGAAGAAAAAAAAGACGGGGAAAUAAUAGAUAACUGGCCAAAACAUGGCCUAGUAGCAUUCAACAACGUUUCUCUAAAUUACGGUACAAAUAAACAAAUGUUAAAAAACGUUAAUUUUGCGAUUGCUCCCAAAGAAAAAUUGGGUCUUGUUGGUAGAACUGGAGCUGGAAAAUCAUCAAUUAUUUCGGCGUUGUUUAGAUUAUACGAAAUUGAAGGAUCAGUCACGAUUGACAACACUGAUAUUAAAGAAAUCUCUUUAAAGUUAUUACGUUCAAGAAUCACAGUGAUUCCCCAAGAUCCCUAUCUCUUUCUAGGCACAAUUCGCGAAAAUUUAGACCCUUUGGGUCGCCACAAAGACGAAGAAAUUUGGAAACUUCUAAAAGACUUGCAACUGGACUCUUCAAUUGAUAAUUUAAAUUCCCAAAUUGAUAAAGGUUCAAAUUUCAGUGGCGGCCAGAAACAGUUACUGUGUUUGGCUCGUGCUGUCCUCCGAAAAAGCAACAUUUUGGUCUUGGAUGAAGCAACAGCGAAUGUGGAUCAAGAAACUGACGCUCUAAUCGAAGAAACCGUUAGAAAACAUUUUGGGGAUUCGACUGUCAUUGUUGUUGCCCAUCGACUGUUAUCCGUAAUGAAUUGUGAUAAAGUCGUUGUGAUGAGUGAUGGCCGAGUUAGCGAAUUUGAUGAACCUGGAAAGUUGUUAAAGGAUAGGAAUAGUUUUUUUCAAAGUGUUAUUAAAUAAUU
Molecule: messenger RNA, 3833 nt
Organism: Tribolium madens (black flour beetle)
Lineage: Eukaryota; Metazoa; Arthropoda; Insecta; Coleoptera; Tenebrionidae
Product: probable multidrug resistance-associated protein lethal(2)03659
Exons: 9
Coding region: 178-3831 (1217 amino acids)
Biological process (GO): transmembrane transport
Cellular component (GO): membrane
Molecular function (GO): ATP hydrolysis activity; ATP binding; ABC-type transporter activity
Source: RefSeq, a predicted model, not a curated record